AUGUCUGACGCCGACCCCGAAGUCGUUGUAGCCCUUGUGGCUCUGCUGGUGUCUCUGGUCGCCCUGGCAGCCACUUUCAUGCAGGUUAUGCAACAGUACUACGCUUCUGCGGCAGGAUACGCCGAAUGCAAUGAGAAGGUGAUGGGGAAAUGGGCACUGACAAAAACUCGCCGCUUCACUUGGGACGAGCUUCGCUUUGAGGUCGAAUUUGAGGCUCCUGUCAUAUUUGUCUCGCCUCCAGACAACAAGCAUGGCCCCAUUCGUGAAGCCGAGAUCUAUUUCCUCGAUGGGAGCCCACAGAGUCUCGACAAUACAUGGUCCGAGCUGGAUAUCAACCCGAGAGAAGAGUAUGCGAACAUGACGAAACGAGAGCGCAUUCACACUGCCGAUAAUGAGCGAGCUUCUUGGACAAUACUCCUCAGCGCCGUACAGCGCAUGGAGCACGAGUCGGAAACGUGGCAGAAGGGCGAAUACGAGAAUAUGCAUAAAAAUGUUGGGCCUCCCAGUGCGCUGACACCACACGACCUACCUAUGGUACCGCCUACUUUAUACGAAGCCCAUACCUUAACGGUGGCUCUUCAGCGCAAACGCAAGAGCUGGGACACGAUGCCUGCAACUGUGCUGCGCCCGUACGCAACCACUACGAUGUGCCAUCUUAUCGAGAUGCUGGCAGCACUGGGUAUCUACUGGAAGGAGUUCGACCGCAAGCGCGACCGUUAUCGUGCCGAAGGCAACGGUUUCAUGGUGUUGGGAGAAAAGGUUGCCGAUCUCGGCUUAAUGUUCAACUUCAGCAUUUACGGGCGCAGUCGUUUCGAGGACAACCGAGUGAUUCCCGUCGAUCAGGUUAAGGAGCUAUGCUUUGGUUACGUCUCGACUAUAUAUAGUGGGAUAUUGGAUAAGCGACGUCUCCAGUUUCCUGAGGACGAUCCUGAGAACUUGGCCUUUCUUCAGCUUGCAACUCGUGAGGAGAUUUCUCAAACUCUCAUUCGCAUUGGAUGCAACACCAAUGCUGUUCGCGCUUUCCAGGAUGCUGGCAAGCAUACAUCGCAUCUGUUUCCCGUCUCAUUCGAAAUCCUCGGCAUGCUAAGCCGUACUUUUCAUAUUAAGAACAGCAUGUUCACUCAUAUUCCCAAUCCGACAUCGGAUCGUUGGGAUAAGCAAUCUGUAUCGCUGGUCAAAGUGAUGGAAGCCUACGAAGAACUUGUUCCCAUCACAUUACCCGGAGCACGCCGAAACCCAGUUAUCGUCGAAAAGAUCAAGAAGCACGUCGACCGGAUUUUAGCUUAUAAUAAGGAUGAGAACAUGACCGAGAAGAUGUCCAUGCUCAAAGCACUUCAUGAUGCCAUCGACGACUGCGAUCGGAUUCUAACAGCCAAGGAAGCGAGUGGUAAUGUGACUCCUUUCGUAGAGCAGAUGGAUAAAAAAGUCCAUGAGAACGAGGUACAGAAGAAGCGGAGAGAGAUGGUGCAGGAUGUUUUGCGAUCGCACAUCCAAGAAGUUCUGCGUCUUCUCAACGACGGAGAGGAUCGUUUGUCUGAAACACAAUCCCUGCGUGCUGAUUGGAGUCCAGCAACCGGGAACCUAAGACAAGAUGGACAACCCAAGGUCAUGCCCAUCGGAUUCGAGGACAUGCAUGAGGCCAGUCCUGAUGAGCGACAGCACAAGUUUAUGGAAGUUUACUUCCACGUCAUUCGCGAAAAGGUCAUCCCUCGUGCCGCACGCUCAACGGAUCGCAGGACAAGUAUUAUUGGAGCUCCCGCUGGAUACGGUUUCCGAAGAGCAGGCACCGGUCGAACCCAGGCAAGUAGCACGCGAGGAAUGGAACGAGCUCCAUCACCCGCCCCGCCUAUGCCAGCGCCUCGUCUUCAGACCAGUAUCGAGAACAUCCCUCUGGGUCCCAUGGCUAACAACCGUCACUCAAUAUCCAGUAGACCUGGUAGCGCCGUCAGUGAUUCUCUUUCAGUGAAUAGCGAGCAGCCAAGACCAAAGCUCGAGGGUCAUUUAUAUGAGCAAGAAGUGUCACAUGAUGAUGCAUGGUGUACGUUAAUAUUCCGCAUGAUUUGCUGGCUGAUGCUUCACGACUUCAACAAGUUUGAUGUGCAGUUAAGUAAGAGUGAGCUACUAGGGAGCCGUAUGCCAGUUUACAUAUCUUGA
Fusarium sp. VM40 is the source of this 2154-nucleotide messenger RNA. Lineage: Eukaryota; Fungi; Ascomycota; Sordariomycetes; Hypocreales; Nectriaceae. The record is from the annotation of a GenBank genome assembly.